Messenger RNA from Harmonia axyridis, 5961 nucleotides. RefSeq names its product nuclear receptor coactivator 3 (gene tai). Gene Ontology annotation, molecular function: protein dimerization activity; nuclear receptor binding. The transcript is spliced from 13 exons. The record is from RefSeq and is a predicted model, not a curated record. Bases 386 to 4708 code for a protein of 1440 amino acids. Lineage: Eukaryota; Metazoa; Arthropoda; Insecta; Coleoptera; Coccinellidae. Gene Ontology annotation, biological process: cellular response to hormone stimulus; positive regulation of transcription by RNA polymerase II. Gene Ontology annotation, cellular component: nucleus.
CUGCCAUUGAGUCGUCGCCGUCCGCAGAGGAAGGUUGCAGGCGCGUUCGCAGCACUUAUCUUCUUCAGAGAGUGAGCAGCAGGCAGCGCUCUCCACCGGCUGCUUUCGUUUCGAUCGCGUUGUGCGUGGACAAAGUCAGCGCCGCGGAGUGACAUUAACAUACUGUGGAAUAAAAAUGAAACUAGUUAUGAUAUUACUGUUAAACUUUCCAGUGUUGUUGAAUGAUCGACUGGUGCGUAAUAGAGAAGCUAAGAGUUGCCAUGUGUUGAUGCAGUGUUCUCCUUUGGAUUACUUAAGUGUGUUAUAACCGGUAAAGUUAACUGUGUCUUCAGAGUUGAUAGUUGAUGUUCGAUUGGAUGCUUUACUGAGUGUGUCCAACUUUAUAAUGCUCGAACAUAGUGCUCAGUAUUUGAACGUUCCGCCAACCUUUGACGACAACUUCGACGUAUCUUUCUUUCCGGACUUAUACACCACAAGGCUCGGCCCAUGUGAGCUGCAAGAUCCCGGCUGGGCUAAAAUGAACUCAUUGUCUGGAGGAAGUAAAAGGAGGAAAAAGUCUGAAACUAAACCUCAGGCUCAAAUCAACAAAUGUAAUAAUGAGAAACGACGCAGAGAGCAAGAAAACAUCUACAUAGAGGAACUUGCAGAACUGAUCUCAGCCAACUUCGCGGACAUGAGCUCGCUGUCGGUAAAACCAGACAAGUGCGCCAUCUUACAAGAAACCGUCAACCAAAUACGUAACAUAAAACAACAAGAGAACGCUGUCCAAUCGUCGGACCCCGUGCAGCAGGGUGAAGUGUCAUCUUCCAGGCCCACCAUCUUGUCCAACGAGGUUUUUGGUCCCCUACUGCUCGAGGCUCUAGAAGGGUUCCUAUUCGUGGUGAACAGUGAAGGGAAGGUUGAGCAAGUUACGGAAAACGUUAUUAACUAUAUCAAGUUCACUAAAGAGGACAUUUUGGGGAAGAGCAUCUACAAUUUCAUCCACCAUGGGGAUCACGCCAAGUUCAGUUCGAGCCUGCUGCCCAUGUCCAUAGCUUGGGGCAACGAGCUGACGAACAAAUCGCGAUCUUUCACCAUACGUCUCCUGGUGAAGCCUCUAGAAGACCUAGACGAGACCGUCGAGGAAAAACAGCAGCGCGUUUGCCACUACGAGUGGAUGAACAUUUUGAGUGCACCCCUGGUGGACCAAUUGGCAGUUUCAGACGAAGAAGGCAACGACAACGGUCCUUGUUUACUCUGCGUGGCCAGCAGAAUAUCGUACAAAGAUAAGACUAUCACUGACGUCGAGCAAUUCACCACUAAACUUGACACUUCAGGUAAAAUCAUUGGCGUAGAUACCUCUGGGGUAUCGCCCGCACAUUGCCAAUACAUUAGCAAGGAUCUGACUAAUAGAGUGUUCAAAGAACUGGUGGCUCCUCAAGACGUCCACAAACUCGUGUCUCACUUGAAAGAGACACUCACUACGGGACAGGCGCCCUGUGUUAACUACAGACUACAGUUCGGUGCCGACAAGUUCAUCAAAGUGCAAACGAAGUCCAAAUUGUUCAAAACUAGCUCGCACGCUUCUGAAUCCGAUUUUGUUAUGGCUACUCACACAAUUCUUGGAGAGAGUGAAUCGCUAGGACCUUCGGAUCCAGGAGGUGGUAACAGCAACAGCAGUCUUGGUGGUCCCCUGAUGACCAGCGCGGUUAACGGCUCACGGAACACCACAGCCGUUGGAGUCUGCUCCGACAACUCCACCACGUCAUCCUCCAACACCCUUCUCAACAGCAACUCAGCCUCUUACACCACCUUCAACAUCGACAACGACUUCAACUUCGACAUGUUUCCCUCCUCCACCUGGGAGUUGGACUCCACCAGCUGGCCGGAGCCAAGACCCGAGUCUAGACAAAGCACCACGCCAGUCUCUACUCCCACUCCUCGUCCUCCCAGCAACCCAGCCUUCAGCCCCGUCAACUCCAUGGCUCAGAGCCCUCUGGCGGGCUUCGUGGCCCAACAGAGCCCCACCAUUCCUAACCCCUCUACCCCCGCGAACUCCUACAACAACAGUUUCUCCUUCAGCCCUCUGACAGAUCAGAAUUACGCGAUGGAAGAGCAGAAAGAUACCAAAGCCAAUGUGCUGGAGGAGGCUACGAGUAUGAUGGCCGAUUCCAACAAAUUGAGAAACUUACUGACUAAACCUCCAAACACUCCUGUUGUAGAUUCUGCUAACGAUAAUGACAGCAGGAAUAAGAAUCGCAUACUGAAGGGUCUGCUGAAUCAGCAGGACGAUGACGAUUGUAGGAAUGACAACAGGACCAGUCCUAGGAGUAUGGUUAGCAGGGGAUCUAUGCCUGGUACUUCUGGCACCUCGGACAUGUCAAAGAAUUCUUCUAUGGCCGCUGGGAGGAAUAACGCCAUGUUGCUUGAGUUGCUUAACGAUAAAAGUGAUGACGAUGAUCUCGAAGCUCGCAGUGGCGUAAGGAAGAAGAGUGAAUUAUUGCAGCAACUAUUGAAAUCUGAGAGAACUGAAGAAGGUGAUGAUAAAAAGGAUCAGUCACAUGAUGAUACUCUACUCAGAAGUUUGGGAUUCACCAGUUCCCUUUCACCUCCUGGUUCCUCCAGAAAAAGACCCAGCGAUGGUGAAGACAGUGCGAACAAAAGAAGCAAUUCAGAUGGAGCUGUUACUUCAACUGGAAGUGAAUUGUGUAGAAGGAAUCAGAUGCUGGUCUCCUUACUCGCCAAACAAUCACCAAACCCUCCACAACCUAUACCUCCAAUACCUGCCAGUGUCUUACAUGCGACGCCACAAGAGAAAUUGCCGAAGAUAGUCGACCCCAAAUUGACAAAUAACAUGAAUAAUAGGACAGUGAAUGCCCAAACCCUUCAGCAACAGCAAGUUCAGCAGGUCCAACAACAGUUGCAGCAACAAGUGCAACAACAACAGCAGCAGCAGCAACAACAACAAAUGAUGAAUAAUAGACUGACAAGAAUGCAUAGCCGCCCACCAACUAACUACCUCAAUGCCAUAUUGUCACCUCAGAACAAUAUGCAACAACGAACUGACAACAGGCUAUCUCAGGCAGUCUCCAGCGGUUGCUACACCUCUCCCAAUGCUACCUCUACUUCAGAUAACAACAACACCUGGGCUGAAAACAAUAAUAUCCAGAGCUCAAAUGAUCCUGAUCUCUCCGAAAUUCUCGAUCAGGUUAUGGAUAUUGUACCUGAUAGCAUCAUGCAAAUUUUGGAAAUGGAUAAUCAGCAUACUACUUAUCAAAAUUCGGAAAUAAGUGAGAAAAUGGCCAUCAAUAUCAUCCAGAAUUCACUUAUGCAAAUGGAAACUUUGGUGAAGAAACCAGCAUCGCCUAAUGUUUCUAUAUCUGGAACUCCACCAGCCUAUUCAUCUGUCACGCUUUCAAAUCAAAACAGCCAAGGCAGAGUUUUCCCCCCUCCCCCGAACUACCCACAGCAAGGCUACAAAAUCGGUCAGAGAAUAGUGAGACCAAAUGCCAACUAUCAAAUCGGAGGAACUGCCAUCAAUCCCCAGCAGCUUCUUAUACACCAACAGCGCAAGGCUAUGGCACAGCAACAGGAAAAGAAGCGCUUACUUCAGCAACAGCAGCAACAACAAUUGCUCAUACCACCUAAUGCAACUGCAGCCGAGAUGAACAGCGGUAUGCAAAACAUCGAUAGUUUAUUGAACAACACCGUUGCACCUAAUGUUACUCUACAACGAUCAUCGAGUAUUCCGGAGCCUCAAUCGUCACCAAAUUACAAUCAAAUCAGCCAGGCUUCGAGAGUUAGCAACCAACAACCUUUCUCACCGCACUCCCAACUCACGUCGCCGAUUCAGCAGACCUUCCAGCAAACAACUGCAGGGAACUUUCAACAGAAUACUGCCAGAUUAUCGCCUCAAUCAGCUUUCAACCAGCAAACCUCACCUAGGCAAGCCUAUCCUCAAGGAAAUGCUUCGAAUGCCAAUUGGGCCCAACAGGCCAGAUUGGCCGUCCAGAAUCCUAUGCUUAAUGCCCAACUCACUAGAGCUCCUCAACAGAGGGCCAUAAACAGUCCGGGGAAUAGGCAUUCGCCUUUUUCUACAGAUGCUUUCCCUCCACCUACCUCGCCCAAUUCUGCCUUCACCCAAAACCAGUACCUGAGAGGAGUGCAACGUACUAAUAACACACCAACUGCCACAAAUCACCUACCAGGUGGCCUGGGCUCCCCCCGGCCAUAUGGCAGGGCAGAUCAUCACCCCCAUCCCUAUUCCCCUCUCCCUCCACCACCAACGCCAUCUCAUCACCCCAUGAUGUACCAACAAGAUGCCCAAUACUGUUAUGAUCAGGCGGGUUUACAAUUAGCGUACAAUGGUGCCGACCGAGGUCGGGCUCCGCCUCACCUCCACCCCGGUGUGUCGGGGAGUGGACCUACUUCCGAAUUUGUAAGGCAGGAAUUGCGUGCAGUUGUAGGAGCCAGAACCCAAGGACAGGCGCAACCACAGAAUCGGCCAUCGCCUCAACAGCAGAUACUCACUCAACAACAACAGGUUGCUGAUCUGGAAGUUCUUGGACUGAGUUAUGAAGCUGGUGCGAGCGAUAGCCCGAAGCUAUGGGGCGCUAUGGGUUCAGACAUGGGCUCACUGUCUCCACAGCAGGCAACCAGGAAUUCUUUGGAAGAGGUACGCCAAGGUGAUCAUAAGUCAUCACUACUUCAAAAAUUAUUAUCCGAGUGACUGCCAGUUGUAAAUAAGGAUAGAAAUAUACACUACUAGGUACCUCAUCGGUUCUGUACCACCAGGCUGUAAAUUUAGACAGGAUAGCUGUAUCAAAGUGCAUUACUACGUUGCUUGUUUAUUUGAAGUGGUAGUGCGCAGCAUUGUGCAAUUGUAUAUACGAUAAGGACUCAUUGUUUAUAUUUAUAUAUAUAUAUGUUAUAUUUUAUUAUUGGAGUUGUUUAAAUUUGAUUUAGAAUUUGAUAUUUGGUCACAAUGUUACGGCGAUGCACAGGUAUAUAAAUAUGUUGAAAUAAGUAACCUAGCUGUAAAUAGAAAAAUGAUAAAUAAAAAAAUAAUAGGGAUUCUUUGUGAUGAACCUAAUGAAAGCUCAACUACUACCAGGUGUGCCAUGAAAUAAAUCCGAUAUUUUCUCAAAAUGACCUCUUGUUGAAACGGUAAAAAUGAAAAUUACAUAAUAAAAAUAUUUUUGAAAAGAAAUCAUGCAUCAUGUUAUUGAUAAUUAUGCAGUAUAUUCCCAAAUGUGUACAAAAUUAUGAAUAUGGAAGAAUUAUUUAUUUUUCAAGUAAAUUGAAAAAAGAUGUUACUAUAAUGUUGCUAUAUGAGCUUUGGAAAGAUGAAAAAAAGGUGUGGGACCAAAUGAUUCGCAGGUUGCAUUUUUCAAGCUUUAAUUAUUCAUUCAGUAAGUAAUUUACUGUUCUGAAAAUCGACAGCAUCAGGUAGUGGUGAUAUUUGUAGAUGUGUUUGAUAUCCCUAUUAUUUGAAAAACAGAAUUGUCUAUUUUUUGUAAUUCGAAAGUCAAUGUAAAUCUGCUAUAAAUACCAAAGUUUAACAGUGCCUCGCCCUAAUGUUCAGACCGAUAAUUAUUUGAGCGUGUUAGAGAGAAAAGAUAAGCGCUCAUAUAUAAUUUGAAUAUGUUAGUGUUGUCUUCCUUUUGUGAAUGUUCAAGCUACGCAUUACCAGGAUAUACUAACUGUUAAUAUUUUAUACAUAAUUUAAAAUAUGUUAUUUGGAAAGCUAGUUGUUGGAGAUUGUGAUAGGCAAGCGCCAUGUUACUGUUGCUAGGACGGUUCCUAGACAUUUAUUACUAGUUACUAGCAUUCAUACUUCAUUAUUGUCAAUUACACCCCUCCCACUAAAUUUUAAAGGAACAAAUUUACAGACAAUUAUUUAAUUACACAUAUUACAGAUAUUUUUUGUACAUUAUUGGAGUUUUGAAAUAUCUAUAUAUUAAAAUAAAAGUAUAAUUUCUA